UGCGAACGCGGAACGAUGUGUACAGCCAGAGCAAUAUCAAGCGAUAUAUUUAGCAUUGGAAAUGCUUAUGUUUUGUGUAUGGGUAAUAAGUUACCAGUUUCGUCAAGCAGAAAAGAAGACAGUGGUGUCGCAUCAACCGUUGAUUGUACCGUACUUGGCCGCAAUCGAAAACAAAUCGUCAUCAUAGAAAAUUCAAUGGAAUCAGUCGAGAGCAGAUUGAAGAGCGAAGUCAACAACUUAUCUGAACAAUUUGAUAAAGCGAUUGCAAUGUUGAAAUCUGAACAUGAGACUGAACUAACGAAAUACAAGCAAAAACUGCAAGAUAUGUCGGCGAUGCAUACGACAGAAAUACAGCAAGUACGGGAAAAUCACAAUCGAAUUAUCGACGAGAUUAAAUACGAAUACUCCACUAUGAUUGAUAAUCUAAAACAGGUCAAGCGGACCGAAAAUUCGCUGAUCGACAACGCGAGCGCUUACACUCAAAAACUAGAUAGCAGCUUGGAAGCUUUAGGUGUUAACAGUAGCAUUUUGAACGAAAUCAGAGGGAAGGUUCAAAGCGAGUAUGGUAUCCUAACGAAAGCAAGAGAAGAAUCUUUAAAGGCCAAAGAGGAAGAGAUACGAAUGAUGCGAGUCGCAUUGGAGAAAGCGCGCGAGUCUGCUGAUGCCGAAAGAACUGAACUCAUGACCUUAGUACGAAAUUUAGAACUUAAGCUAGUCGAACAAAUUCAAAAUACCAAAGAGGAACGAUGGACUCUUAAGCAAUCCGCAUCUGUACUGAUGGCGCGUACUGCAGCGUUUGAUCGCGAAAUGGAGUUUGCGCGGUCAACUUUGGAGAGGGAACGAGAACAGUUACAGACCUUCAAAGAGCAGUUGCUUGUCGAACAAAAUAACCAAAUAUUACAAAUAACUGAAGAAAAAUUGCGCAUAUCUGCGGAAAAAUCGAAACUGGAGACUGCAGCGAAGCUCACUCAAAAUUUUGAUGCAGAAAGGAAUAAAGUAGAAAUAGAGGCGGCAAUUCAGGUUGCGAAGGAGGCGGCAGAACGUGCCGAUCACGAAAGGAAACAGUUGCACGGUAAACAUGCAGAAGUGGAGUCGCUCAAGAGAAGUCUAGUAGAUCAACAGCAUCAGUUGUCCUUGAAAGAGCAACAGUUGAAACAGCUGAUGUUGAAGGCCGACCAGAGGGCUAAAGAUGGCGAACAGGCCUUGAUUGAUGCGAAAUUAUUGGAGGAGAACUGUAACGCGAGACUCCGGGACAUACAAACUCAGUUAAUGUCAUUGCGUAAUCAAGAAAAAAAAUUGGCGCAGGAAAAAGUGAUGCUAUUGAGAGAGCAGACCAACAUAAAACGUACCAAAAGAUGUUCACUGUGUAGUAACGGAAAUGCGGUGGAUGGUGGAAAUAUUCUUAUGGACACUGCUGAGCAAGAUUUUUCGCCGAGGAUGUUUGCCAUCACAGAUCCAGACAUUGUAAGACUACGUUACGAAAUCAAUGAAGAACUACUGCCGAUUCCUAUACCGUCGGAGGAAAAUGACCAAACCAAAUAAGAUAGUUUUGUAACGCUUUUUUAAUUUGUUUCCUAAGAUUUUUUUAAUAAAACAGAGUAUUUUA
Messenger RNA from Photinus pyralis (common eastern firefly), 1606 nucleotides. Its product is annotated as fas-binding factor 1-like. The transcript has 5 exons. The coding region runs from base 16 to 1542 and encodes 508 amino acids. Gene Ontology annotation, cellular component: ciliary transition fiber; ciliary basal body; centriole. Gene Ontology annotation, biological process: cilium assembly; establishment of epithelial cell polarity. The record is from RefSeq and is a predicted model, not a curated record. NCBI's taxonomy places the organism in Eukaryota, Metazoa, Arthropoda, Insecta, Coleoptera, Lampyridae.